Messenger RNA from Thrips palmi, 8386 nucleotides. It is a transcript of the gene Dab, whose product is annotated as protein disabled. The transcript has 9 exons. NCBI's taxonomy places the organism in Eukaryota, Metazoa, Arthropoda, Insecta, Thysanoptera, Thripidae. The coding region runs from base 450 to 6794 and encodes 2114 amino acids. The record is from RefSeq and is a predicted model, not a curated record.
UCCUCCGCGGAGCCUCUCGUCGACCAGCGCGCUCGCGUCCACCGAGUCGACGGCGUCCUCGCGGCCCGGGGGCACAGUCAAGAAGACCGACACACGCGUCGAGGGGUUUGCCUACGCCGCCCGGCUCGAGUCUCAGCGCCGUCGACACUUGAACUAGACGACGGCGGCCGCGGGGAGUGUUUUCGGUCGUCGUUUCUCGGCCGCGAAGGGUCGCCAGAGCGCCAGGAAUGGAUGACAACGCCGCCUUGACGUCGCGCCAGAGGAAUUCUCUCCAGCUCCAGCGAGACUGAGGCUUAGGCUCUCUGGAACGACAAGCGGCGCCGCCAGGAAGCGCAACCCAGUGGCUUGGAGUUGCGCUUCACCAUGUUGUCAGACCGACACUGAACCAUUGUUCUUCUAACUAUGGGCUAUGAUUGUGGUAGAAUAUUGUUAAAUACUACAAGUUCAUAAUGGCCAUUGGUGAAGAUGGGGCUGGCGAUCACAGUAGUGAAAGAUCGAUGGAGACACCCACUGCUCCAGAAAUGGAGGCUGCCACCACAACUUCGCAUGCCUCAAACAGUUCGGGUGGAUUUGCAAGCGGUGUUAUACCUGGAGUUAGAGAAGCAUCAAGGAAACUUCAGCUGAAAAUGACUUUCAAGCCUCUGUCAUCUCCGAAAAGAACUGAUAAAAAUGAGCCCUCUCGAUUUAUGGGAGAAGGGGUGAGCUUCAAGGCCAAGCUCAUCGGCAUCCUGGAGGUGGCCGAGGCCCGCGGCGACCGCAUGUGCCAGGACGCCCUCGCCGACCUCAAGAUGGCCAUCCGGGCGGCCGGCGAGCACAAGCAGCGCAUCACCAUCAACAUCGCCAUCGAUGGGCUGCGACUGCGAGACGAAAAGACUGGGGACUGCCUAUACCACCACUUAGUUCACAAAAUAUCGUUCAUCGCCCAAGACAUGACUGACCCCAGGGCGUUUGGAUACAUUUUCGGUUCACCCGACACCGGCCACAGGUUCUUCGGCAUCAAGACAGACAAGGCCGCGAGCCAGGUGGUCGAGUGCAUCAGAGACCUCUUCCAAGUUGUGUUCGCCCUCAAGAACCGGGAGCAGCACGUAGAGCAGCACCACCUCAAGAUCUGCGGCGGCAGCACGGCCAGCCUCAUGUCCAGCACCACCACCCCCUCCGUCACCUACAUGGAGGCCAUGCAGCACCACUUGAACAAGGAAUCGGUGCGAGAAAACGGCUCACCCGGCGCGGGGGCGGCCUCCUCGUCCAAGGCCGAGUCCGAGGCCACCAUCGCCGACCUACUGGACCUGGAGUACGAGCUCAACAACCUGCAGUCCAACAUGCACCACAUGUCCCACCACGUAGAUCCCCACCACGUGGAUCACCUCAUGGGCUCCAGGCCCUCCGACGAGGAUGAGUUCGGAGCGGACCCCUUCGGCGACUCGUUCGCGGCCACCGUGGCCGCCAGGCAGGCCGCCAAAGCGUCUGCUGCCGCGGCAGCCACGUCGUCGGCGGCCCCCGUGGCCGUGCUGCCGCCGCCGCCCUCCGCCAAGGACUCCGUCAAGGCUGACGGCACGCACCGCCGGGAGCGAGCCUCCAACAGGGCGGCCUCCACCACGUCCGCCGGCGCCAGCAGCACCACGUCCUCGCACUACGCGACCACGCCCAUGCCCGCGCCGCUCGCCCAGGAGGAGAAGCACUGGUUCGACCAGGAGACGGAGGCCCUCUUCGACGACGCAGAACUUACGCAGACCAUGCCCAACACGGGCAGUUCCCGGCUGGACCAGGAUGCUAACCGUGUUUCGCCGCUCGAGCUGCUGUCGCGGCAGGCGGCUUUGACUGACCAAUUCGAUGUGUUCACCGAGCUGGACCCGCUGGGCACGGGCCGCAGCAAACCCUACGUCGACAAGAAGGACUUCUUCUCAGAUUUGAAGAACCCGCCCAAGAAAGUGUUGAAAGACCUGGUGGACCCUCUGUCGGUAGUCAUCGCCAGCACCGGCACCACCGCCUCGGCCAGCAACUGCAGCAACACGACCCCCCUGUUCCAAACGUCGUUCGACAAAGGUAGCAGAGACGUGGCCGGGCCCUCGGCGGGGCCGCAGCCGGACGCUUUGGGUGAUGUGUUGUCUGCUUUGGAAUCUGGAUUCGCUCCCGGAGGCUCCACCUCUUUCCCUGCUUUCCCCGACCCCUUUUCAGACGACCCCUUCGACAAGACGGACCCGUUCGCGGAGGGCAGCUUUAGCCAGACUGUUAGUUUUAGUCCCAAUACUGUGAUGCCAGACCCCUUCGAGACAGGUUUUGCAGAUUUCUCCUCCUUCCCUCCCGGCUCAAGGAACAGCACCUCACCGCUGCAGACCAGCUCGGCCUCGGCGGGCAGCAGCGUGGCACUGCACGGCCACGGCCACGGCCCGCUGAGGGUGUCGCUGCCUCCCGAGGAAGGCGCGGCCUCGGCGGCCUCGACCAGCUGCCUGUCGCCCAGCCCCCCGCUCAGCGGCUCCCUCAGCAAGCCGCGCAACCGCCUGGGGCGCAAGCAGCUGUCGGUGUCGCUGGUCAAGAUCCCCAGCCCCAAGUCCUCGCAACGGCGGUCGCGGCUGUCCAAGCAGGUGACGGUCGACGGCAGCACGACGGCGAGGUUCCCGCCCCUGGGCUCCAGCCCCACGCCCCCGCUGGAUGACUCUAGCUCAACCGGGUCGCAGCAGCGGCGCUCGCCGGGCGGCCUGAGCCGCGGAGUCAUCACGCCUUCGCCGCCCAUCGUGGCCUCGUUCCCGGACCUCGACGGCGACGCCGGCUCCAGGCUGUCAGGGUCGAGCGCCGAGCUGGCAGAGAUCGCCCCCGAGCCGCCACCCCGGCCCGCGCCCAACAACGCCUUCUCCAUCAAGCCACCGCCACUGCCGCCCAAGAAGCACACGGGCGCCAUCUACAAGCCACCGCCCCGGCCGCCGCACCAGGACGACUCGAUCUACGACCACAUCGAGAACUACGAGUCUUCCUCCAGCCCCACGCCACACGACCUGGCCGACGCCCUGGCCGACGCCAAGAGCCCCCCGAUCCCGGUGCCGGCCCGCAAGCCUCGCUACGGCGACGACAACUCGCUGCCGCUGCGGCCCAAGAAGCAGAACGUGCUGGCCGAGACGGAGGACGGCUACCUCGCGCCCAUCCCCUUCCUGCCGCCCCCCGUCAAGCGCCACCAGUCCGGCCACGCGCGCAAGGCAGGCCAGCAGGUAGCGCCGCCGGCACAGGGAGGCCCAGCCGCCCCCGCCAAGAAGUCGCUCGACAUCACCCUCAGCCAGCUCACCAAGACGGGCUUCUCCGACCUGGCCACCACGCUGGGCAUCUCCCCCAGCCAGCUGUCCAAGAUGACGCUGCAGGACCUGACGAAGCGCCUGGCCAGCCUGUCGGACCCCAGCGCGCCGCAGGACGCGUUCACAGCCGGGAACAGGUCCUCGCUCAGCAAGGCGGAGUACACGGCGCUGCGCGAGUCUGUGGACGAGGACUCUGGCUUCGCCGCCGAGUUCGACGACAACUUCUGCAACUUGGCGAGCGCGACCGCGUCGUCGUCCGCGGCGGCCGAGUCCCUCUUCGACAAGUACGCCGUGUUCAGAGAGCUGCUGCUGCAGGACGACAAGGCGCGCGCGGACGAGCCGCAGAACGACCUAUCCGUCACCAAGGUGGACGUCCGCGAGGAGGACGACGACGAGGAAGACGCUCAAGACGCGCCCCUCGCCGGGCUGUCGACCGGGCUGUCGGCCGCGGUGUCCUCGGUGCCGCACUCGUCGCCCAUCACCAUCCACGUGGCGCAGCCCGACUCGGCGUCCGCGUCGCCCUCGCCGGCGCAGGCCAUGUCCGACACGCCGCUCGACAGGUACGCCGCGCUCAGGGAGAUCGCCCUCGGCGACGAGUCCAGCACCAAGGAGGACGACGAAGACGCGCGCGACGAGGACAACCACGCCUACGCCGAGGUGGACAACGAGAGCGACAAGGACGACAGCAUGACAGAGGUGAUCCACGAGGCCAUGGCGGUGCAGGACGAAGACCAGGACCUGCUGACGCUGUCCGCGCAGCACAGCGAGAGCACGGAGUCGCCCACGCUGGACACCAACACGGUGCGCGACGCGCCCUCCAUCAUGGAGACCACCAUCUUGGAGGAGGACGCGCCCUCGGAGGGCGACGGCGAGCAGGUGUCCGGUCAGCCCAGGACGUCGCUGCUAGACGCGAGCAUCGUCUCCCUGGAGCCCGUCCCCGAGAACCUAGAGCUGUCGUCCAAGUCGCUGCUGCCCAGCCUGGUGAACGGCGCCGCGGCCAGCGAGCACACCGUCAAGACCCCCGCCGCGCCGGUCAGCGCCAUGACGGCCAAGACACCCGCGGCCGACCCGGCCCCCUCGUCACGCCCGCACUCGUUGGAGGCGAAGGCCGCCGCCGAGCCCUGGGCCAAGUUCGACUCUAGUCAAUUCGAGAAACCGGUGAGCGACGAGGGGGCGUCGCCGUGGUCCUCCGACGGCAAGGAGUUCAUCAAGGGCUCGGUGUCCGGCUGGAAGGACGACUCGGACCACGAGCGCCGCGACAAGGGCCGCGACAAGGGCAGGCGACGGCGCCCCAACAGAGGCCCGGGGCCGCCGGCUGGGUCCGCCGCCUGGGCCGAGGAUGAAGAGUCCGAGGAGGGCUGGGACGACCGCGUCAGCGACGACCCGUGGGAGAACGGCUUCGACGAGGGCCAAGGUCGGCCCGGGGGCCGCUAUCCGGAGCCACGCCGCAGCAGGCGGCGCAAGGUGUCGCCGUGGCGGCGCGGCGCGGGGUCGUCCUCCGGCAAGCAGUCCAGCAGGGAGGUGUCGCCGUGGGAGAGCGGCGAGAGCACGGGGCCGCCGCCUGGACCGCCGCCUGGCGACGACAUGAAGCGCGGCUGGAAGUCGCGGUCCAAGAACAGGGAGUCCUCGUGGGAGGAGGACCGCGCCCUGCCCCCGCGCGUGCCGGGCAGCACAGGCCCGGGCUCCGGUGGCCCCGGAAGCGGACGCGGCUCGUGGGACGGCGACGGCUCGGAGUACGAGGACGCGCGCAAGCGCCGCCAGUCGCCCUGGGGUGAGGACCGGGACCGCGAGCGCGAGCGCCGGCACGCCUGGGAGGAGGGCGAGUGGUACGGCCAGGCUCGCGAGGCGCGUGAGGGAUGGGACUGGCACUACCGGGACAAGGAACGCGACCACCGCGACGACGAGUACCGGCGCCGCUGGGAGUACGAGCGCGGCCGGGACCGCGACUGGGAGUGGGACCGCUACGGCCGGCCCAGGAAGCCCGGCCCAGGCUCGCACUACCGCGACCAGAGCUGGGACGACGAGCUGAGCGAGCAGGGCGACGACGACAGAGGACCCCGCGGCCCGCACGGCCCACCAGGGCGGAAGUGGCGGCGGUCGCGGCCCGGCAGCGCGGCGAGCCGCGGCCACGAGAGGGUGUCGCCCAGCACGUCCAUCGAGUACAAGGAGGACGACAGCCCCGGGCCGUGCCCGCCCACCUCGGCCACGGCGCCCCGGCGGCGCGGCUACCACGACCGCGACUGGGAGCGCGACAGAGACAGAGAGCGGGAGCGCGACCGAGACCGCAUGGGCGGCAGCAUGGACCGGCGGUCGCGCAGCCGCGAUGACCCCUUCAGUUCCGACCAGGAGCACGAGUACUGGGAGCGCGGGGAGCGAACGCGCAGCCGGACGGAGCGCGGCGACCCCCGCUAUGACCAGCGCUCCCAGACGCUGUACGCGCGUCGCGCCAACCGCGCGCGGUACAAGACCUACGACCAGUCCUUCGCGGCCAAGCAGUCCCCCUUCGAGGACGACUUCUCCUCGCAGCGCUUCGACUUUGUCAUCGAGCCGAAGCAGAGCUCAACCAGCUUCAGUCAAGAGAGCAGCCUGGACGCGAGCGAGCCCAACCGGUCGCCGCUGCCGGCCUCCGUUCACGUCGCGCACCCCGGGCACGCCGCCGCCCCGGGGCUGAGGCCGCAGAGCGGGUCGGCCUCGUCGCGCCUCAGGGACAGCCUGUCCGAGUCCGAGGAGGCCCGCGCCGCGGAGGGCGGCCUGGGCGGCCUGGGGGCGUCGCUGAGCCCGCUGGAGCGUGGCGGCAGCGGCCGCGGCCGAGCGUCUUCCAUUGGCUCUAGCCGCCGGCAGUCGCCCUUCGAGGACGACUUCACCCCGCCCAACAGCGCAGGGGCGCGCCACCUCUCCAGCGCCUCCAGCGACAUCAGCGACCAGCACCGCUUCGACGACGCGCCGCCCGGUCUGGGCAGCCGGCCCGGCAGCGGCCGCACCAGGACGGCGCCGAUCGGCGAGGCUCGCGACCCGCGUGACCCGGACGCCAGGAGCAAUGGCAGGUCCAUGGACGACGUGUUCCUGCCGGCGGACGUCGGCCGCGCCCACUCCAGCCACACCGACGCGCUUCCCGCAGACGCCACGGCAGAACCUGUGAUAUCCCCCAACCGGCCGCCGCCAGCCGUGUCGUCCGAACACCGGCGCUCCGUUCGCAUCAGCGGCGAGGACAAGAACCUGGCCGGCAUGAAGGCGCGCCUCGCCAACCUGCGGCGGACGGACUCGUCGUCCAGCCUGCGCAAGUCCGAGUCCAUCAACAUCUUCGCCAGGAGCUGCGACCCCUUCGACGACGACGACUUCUUCGCCGAGGACGGCUCCGUGGCGACCGCGCCGGGCGGCAGCGGCAGGGCGGAGCACCCGGGCCAACAGGGACACCCACAGGGACACCCACAGGGACACCCGGCGCGGCCCGCUGGGGAUCAGUACAAGUGGACCGAGGCGUUCGACUCGUUCAAUUUCGAGGAGGAACACUGACGAGGACUGUUCUAGCUCCGCGCAAAAGGUUACUCUUUUAUCAAGGUAUGUUAUGGUAGACAUUAAAAUGUUCUUGAGCAAUGGCCAUUCUAUAUUAAAUUUUGCCAAAUUAUGUUGUAUGUUAACUUUUUUUAGAUUAUUCCACUCAGAUGUAAAUUUUAUACCCUUAGAAAGUAGUGAAAUUAUCACAUUUUAUUUUGUACUCUCAAAUUUGUUGAAGUAAAAAUAAUGUCUGUGUUAUAGAAUAUUUUUGUGAGAAGCCAAAGUAGUGCAACUGUAGUUAAUAAUCCUUAUGGGGAAGAAAUCCUGUGAGACUUAAAAAUUUGUUAUUCUGCACCUAUCGAGAUCAAUUUCUGUCAGUUCCUGCAGCCUGUAAAUUUUGCCGUGAAAUUGCCAUAUCACAUGCCACAAUUUUCUUAGAUGGUUGGAUUUACAUUUAUGUGCCAAAUAUUGAAUUUUCCUUCAAGUACUGUAAAUGUCAAUACAAACAUCUCAUGUUGGUGCACUUGCACUUCAGUAAAAUAUAUUGAUAAAAAGUUAAAAGCCUGGUUAACCUCCUGACAGAGGUGCAGUGAAGUAUGUUUCUUCUUGCUGCCAGUUUCAAUUGAAACUUCAAUUUUCGUUUGCUUUACUUUUGUAUAGGAACAAAAAUCCUUUAUAGAUAUUGUCUUUUCAUCCGUAGAUUGAGCCAAACUUUGAAUAUUGAGAAAAACUUAGUAAAAAGGUUUCCAAACCGUCCAAGUCUACGACUUACUUAACACGGUGGCAAUAAAAAUCUCUACUACUGAUCCGCAAAUCCAUUCAGUUAUUUUAACAAAGUGAUACCUGUAGAAAAUGAAUGCAUUGUUGUAUGUCUGUUACUUCAGACAGAACCAUUAAAUUCACAACCACAAAGCUGCUCAAUGUGGUAUCAUGUUAUCAGCAUUUCUGAUCACGAUCCUAAAAUUAUUAAGUUCUCAUGAAAUCGGAAGCUUUUCUCAAAAUUUACAAGUCAUUACAUAUACACAGUUUUUUUGGAAGCUGUCUAUGUCAAUGAAAGUAAUUCCCACACAUGUGUAUAUUAGGGCAUAAAACUUUGCUCCUAGACUUUCCAUAUGAUAUGGGGCUUGCACAAUUUCUUCUAGUGAUAAAUUUUGUAAUAUUGAAGAAGUUUAUUCAUUCCAAUAAUUAUCUCAAAGCUACUGAACCAGAGCUGAGGAAAUCUCUUUUGGGCCCACUGUAGCGGUGUGAUUAACUGUGGAUUGAUUUAAUGUUAUCCUUGCAUUGAACUGAAUUUUUCUUUGAAGCUGGCUUUGUUAAAGUAUAGCUUUUUACUUGAUGUAAAUGGCAGACCCUUCUUUGCAGAUUGUUAUUGAUUGUUUAAGGGAAAGUUAUUUUUAGGAUGUAAAUGAUAGAUGAUACUGAAUAAAGUAAUCACCUGUUUAUCCUAUACGUACUAUAUAUUUUAUGUUGUGUGCAAGAAGUACUUUCACAAAGCCAUGCUUUCAGCACCUGUAUGUCUGAGCAUCAAUGUAAGACAAAACUUCCUCGAGCAAAUUUCAGGGAUAAAUGUACAGAUGGAAUCAAAUAAACUUGUUUGUGUUUGAUAACUU